GUAGUCAGUCAGGUAAUCACCGUAAAAGUUUCACACCAGAACUGGUGCAAAGUUUCGCAGCAGAAGCCAGUAGUCGUACGUGGUCAAUCAGGCAAUCACCGUAAAAGUUUCACACCAGAACUGGUGCAAAGUUUCGCAGCAAAAGCCAAUAGUCGUAGGUAGUCAGUCAGGCAAUCACCGUAAAAGUUUUACACGAGAACUGGUGCAAAGUUUCGCAGCAAAAGCCAGUAGUCGUAGGUAGUCAGUCAGGCAAUCACCGUAAAAGUUUCACACCAGAACUGGUGAAAAGUUUCUCAGCAAAAGCCAGUAGUCGUAGGUAGUCAGUCAGGCAAUCACCGUAAAAGUUUCACACCAGAACUGGUGCAAAGUUUCGCAGCAAAAGCCAAUAGUCGUAUGUAAGUCAGGAAUGUUUUGUUUUGCAGUCAGACAAUCACCUAUAAAGGCAUAUAACCUUAUGUCGUGCAUGCGAUGGUCGUGUGACGUCUAUAAGUUAUAGAAUCGAAGCGCAGUUGAAACAAAUGUAAGUAAGAUCACACCAAGGAAGGCAAGCUUUUUUUUGCUUUGGGUACAGAGAGACCCACCAAAGUAAAAUACAUGCAACAAUACCUUUAUCAGUUUGUUUGAAGCGACCGUCAUAGUAAAUUUGCGAACAACAACAGUACUUCAGUUUUAAUACAGCUACAGAAAAAUUCUUGUAGUUUUUGGCAAUAAGAUAAGCUUAGGUGAAACCUUCUUCGGUACGUUUAAAAAUCGAGUUGAAGACGGCAAACGUGACGUAACUACGUCCUACUGCAUAUCUCGCGCUUCGCGCUUGCGCCUCUAAACAACCCUAAGCACCUUAAUGACGCCUUUUGCGCAGGCUACGGUUGAGUUGUAAGGGCGAUUAUUCUGUAGAAAGCAAUAACUUCAUGAUAACCAGAAGAAAAUAAAAAUUCCAAAGAAAAAUAUCCUGUUCUUCAGGACAAAUGGUUAAAAAAAGAACAACCUAGUUGUCUAUUAAUUUGUUUAUUCAAUAGUCCAGUUUAAACCCUGCUUGCGGCAAUUUUAGGAAAAUGUGUAAAUACUGUUCACAUUUGUAAUUUUCUCUCAUUUUUUGGCAAGAAAAUUGUAAACUAUUUUUUAUUCUUUUUUUCUACAUUGGCCAAAGAGCCUCUCAAACGUAACCAUGGCCGGUAACGCCCGCUGUCAAAUUUGAGGUCCUACAACCGGGAAACAUCACCAAAAAAGCGUAAUCUGAGUCACUGUGUUCGAAGAUAUGAAUAAAUCUGCUAACAGAGCUCUUACAAUUUAUACGAUAAAAAGCUUUAAGAGCAAGAAAUGCCUCAGCGUCAAAACAGAUACUGGUAUGAAAGUCAAAGAAUGAUAGCCGUUCGGGAUUUACCCCGCUAUACUACAAUUUACUACACAGACGUUAGCAUUAAAAUGCAACGGCACAAUUGGAUGUUGCCUUUUUUAAAAACAACAGUUACUAUAACGGACGCGAAAUACGUCAAUAUACGGGUAGUAUCCUAACAGAUACCUGUGCAGUUGCUAAACGCCUUCCAAAUGACCAUAGAUCGAGGAGGUUUCCCGUCCCGGUGAGCACAUAACAAUUAAAAGAGAAAUCAGUUCUGAGUUCACUCCGCUAAGAGACCAGAGUGUAUUAUUUAUUGGAGAGAGUUUUUGUAUUCAAUCGUCUCAAUAUUUAAUGGCAUUUAUGUGCAUUAGCGAAUGUUAUUAAUUCGAUACACAUGCACGGCAACCUGACAAAGAAACACAACCAUUUUGCUUACCUUUUGGCCACCUUAGCAUCAGGUUUAAAGUAGAACGUAGGCCAGUAGCUGAUAUGUAGACAGGCAUUUUAAAACACGAACACACAAAAGUGUUUUCUAUAAAGGAUCGACAGCGAAACGACUAAAAACAAAGCGGCAUGUUAAUAUUUAACUUUCCUGGGAAAAAAAUACCCGCUCUUCACUGCUAGCCAGCAAGACUUUCAGAAAAUAAAAAUCCCAGCCAGCAAUCAUGUUUGACGGUUUUUUGCCAGCCAGCAAGGUUAAAAAAAAAAAAUUACGCAAUCCCAGCCAGAGUGAAACGGAAUUCGGUGUUUGCCAGCCAGCGGUAGCAGAAGUAAGUUAUGAGCCAGCAAAGUUUCAUUUAACACAUUGCCAAGAAAAACAUGUAAGUCAGUAGGCAAGAUCUGUUUUACGUCAAAUUGACAUAAUGUAAAAGAAAAGCGUGUUUAACCUGUUUCACCCUUUUAUCUAGGUGUCGUUUUUUUUUUCUUGAGAUAUAGGGAAAAGAUCAUUGUAUUUUUUUAGUAUAUGUUAUUCCCUAUCCCUAAGUAUUACAUAACAAUAACAUAACAACUAAAGACAUUCAGCGGUACUUACAGUUUUGGAAUGUGGACUUGAGGAGUAGCCUUGAGUUUUUGCCAGGUAAACGAUAAAAAGGAAGAUCCCGAACAUUGUCCAUAACACAAUAACACGUAAAAAAAGUGAUCACCGCAAAGCCUUAAGACCAAUGCAUUUUUUCCAACGAUAAUCAACUGAGCCGAAAUAAAGUUUAAGAAUAAACAACAUAACGAGUAAGCUCGAUCUACGUGUGGUCUCCUCUGCAAAAUCACACCAAAUUCAGUGUAGACACAUGCUUAUCGCCAGCAUUGUAUGCCGUGCCUACUGUUACUCCGCAAAAAGUUUACACCAGAACUGAUAGAAAGUUUCGAGUAAACAGGCUUUCCGUCGGAAACUUCUAACCGCUACGGCUGAAAACCACGAAUCUACAAAGUAAGGUAACGUUUGCGGUCUUUAACUCGAGUUUCAACGUGGGGAGGAUGGUUUCCUCUUUCGUCAUUUACGUAAACGCCUGACAGCAAACAAGGGCCUUUCUGUUGCGGUAUAAAAAACAAUACUGUCCAUGUUUUAAAAUAUGCUAUGGCAACAGUUUACUUUUUAAAGCCAGACUGAUAACGUGUUCUUGUAGUAUUUUUCUCCGCACUAGUGAGGGCUUGUCAUCCUGAGUUUGAUCUUACUCACUGAUUUUUUCUGUAGUCAAGAAGCCAUAAUGGUAUGUCGUCAGACAAUCACCACAAAAGUUUCGCAGCAAAAGCCAGUAGUCGUAGGUAGUCAGUCAGGUAAUCACCGUAAAAGUUUCACACCAGAACUGGUGCAAAGUUUCGCAGCAAAAGCCAGUACUCGUAAGUAGUCAGUCGGGCAAUCACCGUAAAAGUUUCACACCAGAACUGGUGCAAAGUUUCGCAGCANAAACUGAAACAAAAGAAAUUCAUUUUUGAAUAG
Porites evermanni is the source of this 3272-nucleotide messenger RNA. Lineage: Eukaryota; Metazoa; Cnidaria; Anthozoa; Scleractinia; Poritidae. The record is from the annotation of a GenBank genome assembly.